GCUGGAGAAUGUGAAGCAGAUGGAGCAUUUGAAACCCUAGUUUUCGGCUAGUUUCGUCAGGGAAACUCAGGCUUGAGGACAACGCACAUCGUACUUCCGAAUCCUGCUGUGACUUGGGUCUGUUCGCCAUGGAUCGGCGUGGAUAUCCGCCGGGCCCGGCGGGUUGGGAUCCUAAUGCGUCGAACGUACCACCCAUGGACCAGCGAUUUAACCAGCCGCCGCCUUCGCAGCACUUUCUACCUCCUCAGCAGCAGCAGCAGCAGCAACAGCAUCAGCAGCAGCAGCCGCCACCACAGCAGCAGCAGCAGUUUCAGCAGCAACCCUCGUAUCCCCCGUACAAUCCGCCUCAGAUCCCGCCGUAUAACGAGCCUCCCCGCGCUUACACCCAGGGUCCACCUCCCUCGUACGGCGGAGGCCCUCCGCCGCCGUCUUAUAACGAGCCGCCGUCUCAGCCUUAUAACGCGCCGCCGCCGCAGUAUCAGUCUUAUGGGGGGGGCGCCCCUCCCCCGUACGGCGCCGCGCCUCCUCCCCAGCAGCAGCAGAGUUACAGCCCGCAUCCGCCUGCAUAUGGCGGGCCGCCUCCCGCGUACCCCCCGCCGCAGCAGCAUCAGCAGCCGCCGCCGCAUCUGCCGCCGCAGCAGCCGCCGGCCGGCUACGCACCUCCGCCGUGGCAGGCGCAGGGACCGCCGCCAGCUCAGGGGCAGUAUCCGCCAGCUCAGCAGAUGCCAGGUGGCAUGCGGCCGCCUGAGGGCCGAUCCGAUCCGUCCGCGGCGGCGCCGUGGAAGCAGCGGCAGCAGCAGCAGCAGCCAGAGGAGGAUAGAUCUCGUGACAAGGACGACCGCUCUCGCGACCGCGACCGCGACCGCGAUCGGGAUCGGGAUCGCGACCGUGAUCGCGACCAUCGCGAAUCUUCGUCAAAGCCUUCGCUGAACCGUUACCCGCCGCCGCAGAGUCUCUACAGCGAUCCGCUGAAGCCUCCCCCCAGCUCCAUCUACGAAGACGAGUCUCCUCGCGGGGGAUCCAAGUCGAAGCUCAAGGUCGAAAUGGUGAUGGGGAAAGCGGCCGGUGCGGACGCUAAGACUGGCGCUCCCGCUUCUGCGAUGACUCAGAUCCUCGCGGCUAGGUCCGCCGUGUCUGCGCUUCUCGCAGCGACGAACCCGCAGCUGGCGGCGGCGCAGCAGCGCGCGGCCGCGGUUUCCGCCGCGAUUACCGGCUCGACGGGACCCGGCGGUACGAGUUCCGCCGCGGCGGCGAUUGCGGCGGCCGCCGCCGCUGCGAAGAACCCGCUGCUGGCGAGUAACCCGCUUCUCGCGGCGCAGGUGGCCGCAGUCGGCGGGUCGAACGCGGCCUCCGCCGCUGUCACGAAAGCCGCGUUACUGGCCGCAGCGGCUAACAGCGCGCGGCUGGGAGCGGUGAACCCUGGGCUUGCCAUGGCGCUGGCUAUGGCGGCGGCGAAACAGGCGGAAGCGGCGAGGGCGGAAGGGUUGCCUGCUGACGGGGAGAAAGACAAGAAGGCGGAUGAUCGCGCGGGGGAGAAGCGGCGGAGGUCCCGCUCCCGCUCCCGCUCCCCCUACUUCCGCCGCGGUCGCGGCAGGUCGCUCUCCCGCUCCCCCCCCCGCCGCCGCCGAUCGAAAUCCCCCCCCGCGGGGGACAAGAAGCCCGGGUCCGCGUCGCCCACACGUUCCUGGAUGCGCGAUCGCGACGUGCCCAUGCGAAGCAGGAGCCCGUCGCCCAGGGGUCGCAGACGACGGUCGCGGUCGUGGUCGCGGUCGCCUGUGCGACGCAGACGUGGGGGUUCGCGGUCGCGAUCGCGGUCGCCGUAUGGGCGGGGGAGGUUUGGCGGGUGGCGCGGGCGCGGGAGGGAGGUCAGUCCGGAGCAGCCCACCAGUACCGUGCUGAUUCGGGGCAUCGCGCCGUGGGCUGUUGAAGCGGAUAUCUUUGCGCUGCUGGGCGAGUGGGGGCCGUUGAAGGAGGUGCGCCUCAUCAAGGAGCGGGCCACGGGGUUCAACAAGGGCUUCUGCUUUGUCGACCUUGAGACGGUGCAAGCCGCUGCAAGGGGGCGAGGACGGGGGAGGGCCGCUUGCAGACAGCAGUUCUGGCAAGCCCCUGGACUGGGUGUGCCCGUCCUGCGGUGUCAAUAACUUCGCCCGCCGCUCCGAGUGCUUCAAGUGUGUCACGCGCAGGCCGGCCAAUCCGGUGACUGUAGCAGACAGGGGCGAGGCAGGAGGAUUCGAGAGAGGGGGGCGCGGAGGCUACGAGAGAGGCGGAAGGGGAGCGCCUUUUGCUGCUGCUGCGGGGGGGCCAGAUGCGUCGAACGUGCUUAUAGUGAGAGGGCUGGACGACAGCGUGCAUGAGGAGAGCCUGAGGCAGGAGUUCUCGCAGCAUGGCUCCGUGACUGACGUGCGCAUGGUUCGCGACAAGACCACGCUCAAGUCGCGUGGAUUCGCCUUCGUCACCUUCUCUUCUGUCGACCAAGCCACGCGCGCCAUGGUCACGUGCCACAACAAGCGUCUCUUCAAGGGCGGCCCUGUCAUGCGGGUGGCUUAUGCGCGCAGCCUCAACCACGGCGUGCCCAACACGCCCCUUGCAGACGCUGCCACCGCUGCCUACGCCACUGCUGCUGGCGGUGGUGCUGAGGAUGCUGACGUCAUGGCUCAGAUGGAGGCGUCGGGGUGGAUGCCCAAGGAGUAUGACGAGGCGGCAGCGGGAGGGCAGGCGCAGUCGCAGACGGGGAGUGGCUUCGUGUGGGACGAGGCGUCGGGGUACUACUACGACAGCAGCACCAGCUUCUACUACGACAGUGCCUCAGACCUCUACUACCACUCUGACUCGCGCCAGUGGUUCCGCUACGACGCCACAACCGGCGAGUACAAGCAGUGCACGGCUGAAGAGCUCGAAGCGGCGGGCAGCGCGCCUGCUGCCAUGGCUGUUGCUGCUGCCACCGCCGCUGCCAAACGUGACGCUGCUGCUGCCGCUGGUGGCUCUGCUGGUGCCCGUGGUGAUGUGUCUGCUGAUACUAAGCCAAAAAACGAAGUGAACGCUGAGGCUGGGGGAAAGGAGGGGCAGAAGGAGGGGGGGAAGGAGGAGCAGCAGGGCGAGAAGAGGAAGAAGUCUUUUGCUGAAUCGGUGGCAGCAGCGGCGGCCUCAGCAUUUCAGGCGGAAAAAGAGAGGGAGGCAGCAAAAAAGAAGCAGCUGGAGAAGGAGAAAGAAGCUGCUGCUGCUGCUGCCGCCGCUGCUGCUGCUGCUGGUGGGGAUGGCGCUGCUGCUGCUUCUGGCGGUGCUGCUAUGGAGGGCAAGAUUCGGACGUAUGUGCCGUCUGCCGCCCUUGCGUCUCAGGUGGCGAAAGAAGCUGCUGCGGGCAUGGGGGGAGGAGGUUCGGGAGGAGGUGCGGGAGGAGGUUCGGGAGGAGCGGGAGGGGCAGCGGCGGGUGAUGGUGCGUAUGAUCCCAUUGCUGCGGCACUGGAGGUGGGGGGAGGCAUGCCGGACUGGGUGACUGCACCCAUCCCCGCUGCUGCUGCUCCUGCCCCUGCUGGAGGCCCCGUCCCUUCGCCGUAUUCUCCUGGGCUUCUGCCGCGCCCUGCUGGGGCAUGGCAGCCGCCGCCUCCCAGCUACUAGCAAGACUUGGGUCAGGAGCCUGGAACGUGGUUGGUUGGCUGCUGCCGCCGCUGCCGCCGGUGCUGCCGCUGCUGCUGCUGCUGCUGCUGGCAGCCACCACUUGAGCAUGACUAUCAGUGAAGCAGCCAACUUGUUUCCACACCCCUCGUAACUUCUCCUAGCUAGUGGUGCUGAAGGUUUGGUACUUCUAGCUUCUCCUGCUAUUGCAGGGAUACCCUUGUCCCUAUCAGUCACCCCCGCCACUCAGUCACCUGUUGGGUGGUUUCGGUGUGUGUGGAUUGGAGUUGCGUGGCUGGUUGGGCUUGCAAGACUCUUUUGCUUGGCCUUGGUUGGUUGGCUUUUACUUCAGCUUUGACUUGUGAUACUGGGGUGUUAAGUGUAAUGAUUUGACAGGUGUUGCCGGAGACUAAGUGUAGAAUCUGCAAACUCAAACACUUGGAAAACCUUAAGUGUUGGCCUAGGA
Messenger RNA from Closterium sp. NIES-67, 4078 nucleotides. NCBI's taxonomy places the organism in Eukaryota, Viridiplantae, Streptophyta, Zygnematophyceae, Desmidiales, Closteriaceae. The record is from the annotation of a GenBank genome assembly.